Molecule: messenger RNA, 2175 nt
Organism: Selaginella moellendorffii
Lineage: Eukaryota; Viridiplantae; Streptophyta; Lycopodiopsida; Selaginellales; Selaginellaceae
Product: pentatricopeptide repeat-containing protein At4g02750-like
Exons: 1
Coding region: 1-2175 (724 amino acids)
Biological process (GO): RNA modification
Molecular function (GO): RNA binding; protein binding
Source: RefSeq, a predicted model, not a curated record
AUGCGCAGGAAUGACGCCUCUAUCGAUCGAAUCGCGCUCGUCUUGCGCGGGUGUGGGCAGUCGCGAGAUCUCUCCGCGGCCAGGCGAGCGCACUCUCGGAUCCGCGAGUUGGAUCUCGGACCGGACAGGUAUCUCGCCAAUCUGCUGGUGGAGAUGUAUGGGCGGUGUGGUUCCGUGCACGAGGCGCAGUGGGUCUUCGAUGCGAUCCCUCGUCCUAAUCUCUUCUCGUGGACGCUCAUCCUCUCGGCGUAUGCCCAGAACGGGUAUCUCGCCCGGGCAGCGGCGAUCUUCCGCGAGAUGCCGCACAGGGACGUGGUGCUAUGGAAUUCGAUGAUGAAUUUCCACGCGCAGGCCGGGGACGCGGUUGAGGCGAGAGCCAUCCUCGAUCGAAUGCCGGCGAUGGAGACGAUCUCUUGGAAUGCGGUGAUCCAGGCGUAUGCCCAAGAAGGGCGUGUGGAGGAAGCAGCGAAAGCUUUCAUAGAGGUCCCGGAGCGCGAUGUGGUGUCGUGCACGACGAUGAUCGGGCUCUACUCCCAAUCAGCGCAGCUCCAAGAGGCGGAGAGGGUCUUCGAUCGAAUGCCGGAACGAGACAUUGUGUCGUGGAACGCCAUGAUCAAGGGAUACGCCGACAGCAAUCGUCCAGACCAGUUCCAGGAACUCUUCAAGAAUCUCCCUGAAAAGAAUGUGGUUUCGUGGACGAGCAUGGUGGCUGCGCUUGCGCAAUUUGGCAAGAUCUCUGGUGCCAGAAAGAUCUUUGACGUGAUGCCGCUGGCGAGCGCAGUAACCUGGAACACGAUGCUUCAGGCAUAUGCCCAAUCUGGGCAUUUGGACGAUGCGAGAAGCCUCUUUAAUUCUAUGCCUGAGAAAGAUCCUAUAUCGUGGACAGUGCUACUCAUAUUGAACGCGCAGAAUGGCCAUCUUGACUACGCAAAGAUUUUGUUUGAAGCAAUGCCCAAACACAGCCUUGUUUGCUACAAUGCCAUGAUCCAAGCAAAUGCCCAGUGGGGUCAUCUGGUUGCUGCAGUAAAGCUGUUCUUGGGCGUUGUAGAACGAGACGUGGUAUCGUUUAACGUGGUGUUGGCAGCUCUCGCACACUUUUCAAAAACUGGAAAAGCCCGCUCUGUUUUCGAGAGGAUGCCACAGUGGGACUUGGCGUCGUGGAACACCAUGGUUUUUGCGUAUGCCCAAGGAGGGUAUGUUGCUGCCGCGAGAAAAGUGUUUGAUGAGAUGAGAAGCUUCCGCGACGUCGUGAGCUGGAACACGCUCGUCUCGGCCUACGCGUCUGUCGGGCGGAUGGACAAGGUGGAGGAGAUGUUUGAGAAAAUCCCGCAGCGCAGCGUGAUCACUUGCAACUCGAUGAUCGCCGCCUACGCGCAGAGGUGCUGGCGAUCGGGCAAGGAAGCGAGAGAUCUCUUCCACGCAAUGCAAGAGAGGAACCUGGUGACUUGGAACGCGUUGGUCCAGGCUUACGGCAUCAACAGACAGCCCCGGGAGGCCAAGGCUGUGUUUGACAAGAUGGCGAGGCACAGUCUCGUUUCUUGCAAUGCCAUGCUCUCGGCCUAUGCUUGUGCUGCUCUCAUGGUCGACGCAGCCAUGGUGUUCGAUCUCAUGCCUUACAAAGACACGGUUUCAUGGAACACCUUGAUCGCUGGUUAUGCUCAGAGCGGACACAUGAGCUCUGCGUGGCACUUCUUUUCGAAUCUCGAGUUCGCCGACUCCAUUUCCUGGAAUGCAAUGAUCGCUGGCUAUGCCCAAAACGGGUAUAACAAAGAAGCAAUCGAGCUAGCCAGGUUGAUGGACCUCGAUGGCCGCGUGGUAGCCGACGAAGUCACACUGCUCAGCGUGCUGACGGCUUGCUGCCACAGCGGAGUGAUAAAACGCGCUUGGGAGUGUUUCCUGUCCAUGCAAUCCGAUCGUGGACUGCGUCCACUUCUCGAGCACUACUCGUGCAUGGUGGGAAUCUUGGGAAAGAAUGGACAGCUUGGUCUGGCGAGGGAGCUUAUAGAGACGAUGCCAUUCGUCCCGGAUUCCGUGAUGUGGACGACACUCCUGGCAUCUUGUAAACUUCAUGGUGACGAGGAGAUUGCGAGCAGGUCCGCCGAGGAGUCAUCCGAGCUCAGCCAGGCCAACUCGGCUCCUUACAUGCUUAUCUCCAACAUGUACUCGAUCGCUUGA